This is a messenger RNA of Vanessa tameamea, 3226 nucleotides long. RefSeq names its product IQ and ubiquitin-like domain-containing protein. Gene Ontology annotation, biological process: cilium assembly. The record is from RefSeq and is a predicted model, not a curated record. The coding region runs from base 21 to 2528 and encodes 835 amino acids. The transcript is spliced from 5 exons. Gene Ontology annotation, cellular component: motile cilium; acrosomal vesicle. Lineage: Eukaryota; Metazoa; Arthropoda; Insecta; Lepidoptera; Nymphalidae.
AUUUACAGUAUAAGAUCAAAAUGGACCCUCAAAGGACAAUAGGUAUUGCUCCAAAUCCAGAAUGUGUGACUGGCGCUGUUGCUUGUCAAUGUGAACUAGGCCGAGAAAAAUUACUUACAGCUCCACCCUAUAAAUGUACCUCUCGUGCCGUAGAAGAUGAGGCAAAAUCUCGUUUGCAAACAGCGCCCUGUGCUCGAGAAUUUGAACAAUAUAAAUGCCCAGUUAGUCACAUUCUCAUUAAUUUCAAAUCGCCUCUUCAUCCCAACGAAGUGUUCAACAAAGUCUUCCCAUCUAAUACCCCAAUCAAAUUAGUUAAAAGAAAAUUAGCAAAAUUACUGUCUGUAUCGAAUAAUAAUCUUCUAUUGACGAAAAAUAGGAACGUACUAAAAGAAACGUGCCUUAUUUCUGAACUAAAGACUAAUGCGCUAGGAAAUCUUAUGAUAGACGUGUUUACGAAGGACUCUGAGGAGUUUUCGCUAUCAUCUAUUCCGAAAGAAUCAUAUGUUCACGAACUGAUACAAACAAUGAUGCCAAAAAAGAAGACAAUGCCAUUUAUUGCUAUUAAAUUCAAAAUAAGGAAUCAAAAUGGUGUAUUCACUCGUUCCUACCAUUCAAUUAUGAAAGUACACGAGGUAAAGAAGAAUUUAGCAGGUGUCUUUCAAGUCGAUCCAGACAAUUUAGUAUUACUGCGGGAAGAACGCCCAUUGAAGGAUCGUAUGGCUCUAAUAGACCUAGACUACGAUAAGUAUGGAAUAGUAGAAGUGGAACUUCUAACUAAAGAUAAUGAGAAACUAGACGUAGAAAAGUUGUAUAAAGAAAUGCCCAUAAAUGAUGUUUUAACAGUUAUGGUGCCAUUCGGUAGUUCAUUAAAACAUAUCAACGUUGAAAUAUUUUCGGAGUUAAUUAGGAAACCUUUUCUUGGUGGCUACAGAAACGUGCAUACAGGUGCGAUUUUUCAUCACGCCUAUACACAAACACCACAGAAGCCUGAAAAGCUACCUCCAGAAAAUAAAAAUUGUCGAGAUACUCAAACAGCAGAAAUGCGUGAAAAAAUAUAUGACACAAAUUACAGUCGUGCGACUCAAAUGAACACCGUACAUGCAUACAUACCAAGUGUCGCUGACCGAAUUAUUGUGCCGAAACCUUAUGAGACUUACGACGCUAUGAUUGCCAGAUUAAACCAUAAUUUCUAUGCUUCUAUAAUACAAAGAGCUUUUAGGCGCCACCAGUUCAGACAAAAAGUGAAAAAUUGGCUGAUGAUAUGCAUGGAGAGAAUUGCGAGAAUGGAAGAAGAGAAAAGAUUAGAACGCGAAGCUAUGGAAAGAAGAUUGAAAAAAGAUUUAGUUACUAAAACAUUUCCAAGGACACGUGAAGAUUUUGAUCAACUUUAUGCCAUGGUCGAUCGCUGGAAACAUGCUGAAAUAGCAAGAAUAUCUCGACUUCAUUCUAAAGGGCCUAAAAUAGCUGAAUUUACACUUUUAUUAGAUAAAGAAGUUGAACUUUUGCGAUGCAUCGAAGGUUACCGGGUUAAAGUAAAAGAGGAUAGCAAAAAAAUUAAGGAAAAACAAUUUUUAGAAGAAAUCUCUAAACCCGUCGCCUGGUAUGGACGAGAUGGAAAAUUAAUUACAAUGGAAACUGUUGAAAUUCAAAAAGCAAGGAAACUCAAAGAGCUCUACAACUCCUUUGUAAAGCAAGAUUUGGAAGGCAAAGAACGUAUCGAAUUACUCGUCGAUAUGAAAUUUGCCUUGCAAGAUUUUCGUCAUCCGUUAGCUGAAGAAAUUAUAACACUUUUGGAUAGGGAGUGCGAUCUGCUGGUCCGAAGAUGUAAUGAUCAUCAACUUGAAUUUUUAAGACGACGAGUAGCCGCUUGCGUAUUUCAGUUGAUUAAAACCUCUGAACUUAAUUCUGAAGUAACAAAAUGUAAAGAUAUAAGAGACUACAAGAAAAUGGAGAACGAGAGAUUAUACUUUUGUGAGAUGUGUCACCAAGUUAAAUUGAAUACGGCUUUUCCCUUAAAUGCAAAAAUGAACGGUUUUUUGGUCUGCACAUCUUGUUCGUGGAAAGAUGUUUCGGAACGUUGUUGGAUAGAUAUGACACCAUAUAAGUUUAUCUUGCGAACCGUGCAACGCGACGAAAGACGAAGAAAAUGUUGGGGAUCCUUAGCAUUUGUUCUGCAAGAGAAAGAUAUAUUUUUCAUUGUUGAAAAACUAUGGCAUUCUCAUUCCGCAAUCAGCGAAUGUAGGGACAUGACGGAGCUCAGAUUGUGUCGAUGGCAUGUCAAUGAGGACUGGUCCCCGUGGAACUGUUUCCUAAUCACAGUUCAAGAAAUGAAAGCACAUUUGAAACUAGAGCAUCCCGAAAUGGUUUAUGAUGAUGAACUCGUUCAAAAAGUGAAAAACCAACACAAGCUCGCCAAAGCAAACUUUGAACAAAUAGUGACGGUAAACAAACGAAUCACAGAGAGUGGCGACUGGGCCGAUGUCCGCGCUCCUGCGAUUGCUCGAGUAGACGCCGUCGAAAAAAUUUAACAAUAUUUAUUGUGUACUGAAAUCAUGACAAUUGUAUUUACUCUUUUAGCUACUUUACAUUAUUUUGUUUAUUUUUAGGCGCUUAAUUUAAAGCAUUUGAUGUAGAAUGUGGCAAUAUUAAAUGUUUUUCUAGAUCUAGCUUGUAUAUCAACUGUACUGUCACGAAAAAAGCAUCUAAUAACAUAAUUAAUUUACAAAAUGAACUGUAGUGAAAAAAACAAUAGUUAAGCUUACGCCUUUGAAAUAUUUAUUGAAUUGAUUGUCUAGAGCGUGGUGUGAAAGAUACAUAGUUAUUGCCACAGUAAUAUAGUAUGUAAUAUUUUCACAAAAUAUAAAUAUUAUUAUAGAUAAAAUAUUUUUAUUAUUAAUCAGUCACGGGGUAAAGGACAGUUAAGAGAUACAAUAUUUAAAUUGUCCUUCUUUUAAUAUAAUUACAUGUAAUAUUUAAUAACAUAAUUAUUACAUUACAUUUACAAUAAUAAUUUCUCAAGAUAUCAAACUCUCCCGAUUAUCUAAAAUAACAUAUAAUAAAAGUAUUAAAACACAAGUGUGAUAAAAGUGAAAAUUGAUAACGAAAUGCAUGGAGCUAAGCUUAGUUCGUACACCUACAAGUCAAUAAAUUACGUAAAUAUAAUUUAGGCAAUAAGAAUCAUUAUAACUGUACAACAAACACAAAAACGCAGUCUAUAAAAUCCUAA